Molecule: messenger RNA, 518 nt
Organism: Anopheles maculipalpis
Lineage: Eukaryota; Metazoa; Arthropoda; Insecta; Diptera; Culicidae
Gene: Gpb5
Product: thyrostimulin beta-5 subunit
Exons: 3
Coding region: 9-518 (169 amino acids)
Biological process (GO): G protein-coupled receptor signaling pathway
Cellular component (GO): cytoplasm; extracellular region
Molecular function (GO): hormone activity
Source: RefSeq, a predicted model, not a curated record
GCCUGUCGAUGGCCGGUGGAGUGUACGGGCGUCUGCUGCUGCCGGCUCUCUGCAUGAUCCUUACCACACUGCUGGGAGGAUCAUCGGCCGAGCCAGAUACCGAGUUGGCGGAUCGUCCGAAAACGGCCUACCUUGGCUGCCACAAACGGUUGUUCACGUACCGGGUGUCCCAGACGGACAGUAAGGGACGUGAGUGCUGGGAUCACGUCAGCGUACUGUCCUGCUGGGGUCGAUGCGAUUCGAACGAAAUUUCCGACUGGCGCUUCCCUUACAAACGGUCCCAUCAUCCGGUGUGUGUACAUGCCGGACGGACGAAAGCGGUAGCGCUGCUGCGCCAUUGCCAUCCGGAUGCGGAUUUGGCGGCGCGGCAGUACGAAUACAUGGAACCGAAAUCGUGCAACUGUCAGACCUGCUCCAGUACCGAUACGAGUUGUGAAGGACCUAAACAACUCAACACGGAAGCUGUGACAAAGAUAUUUCAGAUCGACGAAGAAGACACAGAACCGGAAUAUCCGUAA